Messenger RNA from Purpureocillium lilacinum, 744 nucleotides. RefSeq lists its product as uncharacterized. NCBI's taxonomy places the organism in Eukaryota, Fungi, Ascomycota, Sordariomycetes, Hypocreales, Ophiocordycipitaceae. The record is from RefSeq and is a predicted model, not a curated record. Gene Ontology annotation, cellular component: plasma membrane. Gene Ontology annotation, molecular function: voltage-gated proton channel activity. Gene Ontology annotation, biological process: proton transmembrane transport.
AUGUCCGACCCCGAGUCGUCCGCGCCCCUGCUCCCCACCUCCCACCCUCACCCUCGGCCUCACAGCGCGCGUCACCACCGCCCCGCGCCGUUGCGGCAGCGGCGCGAACAACACCACGACAUCCGCAACGGCGGCGGCGGCGGCGAUGACGACGAUGACGGCAGUGCGGCCGCCGCCGUGGCGGGCGCAGAGUUGGGUGUGGCGGGCCAGAACGACGGCUCCCGCGUCGCGCGCUGGCGUCGCGCCGGGCGCCGCAUGCUCGACUCCCGCAGGAAGCACUUCCUCGUCAUGGGCGUCGUGACCCUCGACGUGGCCGCCCUUCUCGCAAACGUCUUCAUCCAGCUCAUCGCCUGCGAGAUGCACCAGCGCCACGAGCCCUGGGUCCUCGCCGUCACCGACGCCCUCGAGACGGCCGGGCUCGUCUUCAGCUCCCUCUUCAUGCUCGAGCUUGCAGGCUGUCUCUUUUCCUUUGGAUUCAGCUACCUCGGCUCCUGGUUCCACCUCUUCGACUCGGCCGUCAUCGUCCUCAGCUUCGCCAUUGACAUCAGCUCGCGAGGCCUCACCGAGAGCAUCGGCUCCCUCGUUGUCGUCCUGCGCCUGUGGCGCCUCGCCAAAAUCUCGGAGGAAGUCGUCAUGGGCGCCACGGAACGCAUGGAGCUGCUGGAGGAGCACAUCGACGAUCUCGAGAGCGAGAACAAGCAUCUCAGGGAUCUGCUUGUCCACGCGUCGCACCCAAAUGACUGA